Molecule: messenger RNA, 3437 nt
Organism: Dromiciops gliroides (monito del monte)
Lineage: Eukaryota; Metazoa; Chordata; Mammalia; Microbiotheria; Microbiotheriidae
Gene: ERN1
Product: endoplasmic reticulum to nucleus signaling 1
Biological process (GO): IRE1-mediated unfolded protein response; mRNA processing; protein phosphorylation
Cellular component (GO): IRE1-TRAF2-ASK1 complex
Molecular function (GO): protein serine/threonine kinase activity; RNA endonuclease activity; ATP binding
Source: RefSeq, a predicted model, not a curated record
UUGGGCCGAGUAUGGAGGAGUCGCCACCGGUGAGCCAGCCCCGUGUCCUCUGAACCGGAGAAGCUGCCGUGCUGCCGUAGUUCCAGCCACUCCGACCCAACCGGCCGUACUACCCUGUCGGAGCAAGAGGCGAACCCGCAUCCAUGCCGGUCCCGCUGCACCGGCUUCUGCAGCUGCUAGCGCUGCUGCUCUUGCCCCUGCCCGGUCCCGGGAGUUUUGGGAGUACCAGUACCGUGACCCUUCCUGAGACCCUGUUGUUUGUUUCAACUUUGGAUGGAAGUCUGCAUGCUGUGAGCAAGAGGACAGGCUCUACCAAAUGGACUUUAAAAGAAGAUCCAGUCCUGCAGGUUCCCACCCAUGUUGAAGAGCCUGCAUUCCUCCCAGACCCCAAUGAUGGAAGCCUGUAUACACUCGGUGGCAAGAACAAUGAAGGUCUGACGAAACUUCCCUUUACCAUCCCAGAACUGGUGCAGGCAUCCCCAUGCCGAAGUUCAGAUGGGAUUCUCUACAUGGGUAAAAAGCAGGACAUCUGGUAUGUCGUUGACCUUAUGACUGGGGAGAAGCAGCAGACUUUGUCCUCAGCAUUUGCAGAAAGCCUCUGUCCAUCUACCUCUCUUCUGUAUCUUGGUCGGACAGAGUACACCAUCACCAUGUAUGAUACAAAGAGCCGAGAGCUUCGGUGGAAUGCUACCUAUUUUGACUAUGCGGCCACUGUACCAGAAGAAGAUGUGGAGUACAAGAUGUCCCACUUCGUGUCCAAUGGGGACGGGCUGGUGGUGACUGUGGACAGUGAAUCUGGAGACGUCUUGUGGAUUCAGAAUUAUGCCUCACCGGUGGUGGCUUUCUACAUCUGGCAUCGGGAGGGCCUGCAGAAGGUGAUGCACACCAACGUCGGGGUGGAGACGCUGCGCUAUCUGACCUUCAUGUCUGGGGAGGUGGGGCGGAUCACCAAGUGGAAAUACCCCUUCCCCAAGGAGACCGAAACCAAGAGCAAACUGACGCCCACCCUGUAUGUUGGGAGAUAUUCCACCAGCCUGUAUGCCUCCCCGUCGAUGGUCCAUGAAGGAGUUGCUAUUGUGCCUCGAGGUAGUGCCUUUCCCCAACUGGAAGGCCCCCAGACAGACGGUGUCACAAUCAAAAGUAAUGAAGAAUGUGUGAUCACCCCCAGUGUAGACCUGAACAUUGACUUUGGAAUCAAAGGCAAGAACAAACUCAACUACUGGACCAAUUAUUGGCUUCUCAUAGGGCAUCAUGAGAUCCCCCUAUCUGCUUCUACCACAGUCCUGGAGAAAUUCCCCAACAAACUUCCCAGACAUCCUGAAAAUGUGAUCCACGCUGAUUCAGAGAAGAGUUUUGAGGAGAAGGUAAUCAAAAUAGUUGACCGGGACACAGAAGAACCAACUCCUACCACUCAUCAAGAUAUUGAAUUCACUCGAACCCCAGUAAAAACAGAGGCAGCAGUGGACUCCAUACUGAAGGACAUGGCUACAAUCAUCCUGUGUACCUUCCUUCUUAUUGGAUGGGUCGCCUUUGUCAUCACCUACCCAAUGAGCAUGCACCAGCAGCAGCAGCUCCAGCACCAGCAGUUUCAGAGGAGCUGGAAGAGAGGGAUCCAGCAGCUGCAACAACAGCAGCUUCCUUUCCAACCUCCCAGUGACCUGGCUCAGGACUCGGAUUCUGAUACCUCUGCUGGUUUGCACACAGAGAUCGCCCCCAGCAGUCCCACCAUGUCCCCCAAGGGCUCCAACCACUCUCAACAUUCCAGCAACUCAGCUUCCAAGGUCAGCAGCGCAUCACCACUGAGCAGAGAUGAGGACGAUGAAGAGACCAGCAUGGUGGUGGUUGGGAAAAUUUCCUUUUGCCCAAAGGAUGUCUUGGGACAUGGAGCUGAAGGCACGAUCGUAUACCGGGGGAUGUUUGACAACCGGGCUGUGGCAGUGAAAAGGAUACUCCCAGAGUGCUUCAGUUUUGCAGACCGUGAGGUGCAGCUGCUUCGGGAAUCAGAUGAGCAUCCUAAUGUGAUUCGCUAUUUCUGCACAGAGCGAGACCGUCAGUUCCAAUAUAUUGCUAUUGAACUGUGUGCAGCCACUUUGCAAGAGUACGUGGAACAGAAGGACUUUGCUCACCUUGGCUUAGAACCCAUCACCUUGUUGCAACAGACGACAUCGGGCCUUGCUUACCUUCACUCCCUCAGCAUUGUUCACAGAGACCUGAAACCCCACAACAUCCUUCUCUCCAUGCCCAAUGCACACGGCAAGAUCAAGGCUAUGAUCUCUGACUUUGGCCUUUGCUAAGAAGCGGCAGUAGGCAGGCACAGUUUCAGCCGCCGCUCCGGGGGUACAGGCACUGAGGAUGGAUUGGCUCCAGAGAUGCUAAGUGAGAUUGCAAGAGAGAAUCCCUGUGAGUUCUGUAUCCUUUUUCAGACUUACACCGUCGACAUUUUCUCUGCUGGUUGUGUCUUUUACUAUGUGAUAUCUGAUGGAAACCACCCAUUUGGCAAGUCCCUGCAGCGGCAAGCCAACAUCCUCCUUGGUGCCUACAGUCUUGACUGUCUGCACCCAGAGAAGCAUGAAGACAUUGUUGCUCAUGAACUAAUAGAAAAAAUGAUCGCUAUGGAUCCUCAGAAACGACCCUCGGCCAAGCACGUGCUGAAACACCCAUUCUUCUGGGGCUUAGAAAAACAACUGCAGUUCUUUCAGGACGUGAGUGACCGGAUAGAGAAGGAGGCCUUAGAUGGUCCCAUAGUGAAGCAAUUAGAAAGAGGAGGGAGGACAGUGGUCAAAAUGGACUGGAGGGAAAAUAUAACUGUUCCACUCCAGACAGAUCUUCGAAAAUUCAGAACCUAUAAAGGGGGUUCUGUAAGAGAUCUUCUCCGUGCUAUGAGAAAUAAGAAACACCACUACCGGGAGCUCCCCGAGGCCGUGCAGGAGACCCUGGGCUCCAUCCCCGAUGAUUUUGUCCGUUAUUUCACAUCUCGGUUCCCCCACCUCCUCUCCCACACCUACCGAGCCAUGGAACUAUGUAGCCAAGAGAGACUCUUCCAACCUUACUAUUACCAAGAGACUGAAGAACUGGGCCCCCCAGUGACAAAUGAUGGCCUCUGAGGAAGGGAUCAGCCUUCAUGACCCAGCAUUCAGAAUCCCCUCGGCUCAGAGAGCCAUGAAAGAGAAGCCACGCUUCUGAUGUUAAGUGCCUUAGACUGCCUGCCCUGUUCUGCAUCAGGGGGAUGCUGAGCCCUUGGAAGUGGAAGAAGUGGCUUCUUAUAACCAAAGGGAAAUUGAGAGGAUCGAGGCUGCUGGGGCUCUUUGGCUAUCAGGGCUCCCUGUGUAAAAUGGGCAAAGGUCAUGAAGGUCUUGAAGAGCUACAUCCGCCUUCAGUCUUUCUGCUGGGAGCAAACCUCUUUGGAUAUUGGGUUCUUGUUCAUCUGCUAGUUUGUG